CUGUAUAAAAAAAUGUAUGAGCCCAGAGCAUAUAAUUGAUGGUAUGUAAUGGAGGACCUCGUAGCAGUGGUGCAGCAAGAGCUGCGCAUCCCAAAGGAUUUCAUCAUCUACAAAGAAGUUGAGCAAUGUGUUGAAAUUCUUGUUCAUCAGGACUGGAUUAGGACAUUAAUAAAGAGCCGCUGCAUUCCUCUGAGUUUGCCACACCCGUCCUUGUCAGGAGCUGAGGUGCAAGCUUCUCUACUGCAGGGGUUGCCUGCUGACAACUCCUGGAAUAAACUCCUGGUUCAGGCAUUCCCCAAGUCGUCCAACACUGCAGGUUCAAUAGCUGAACAUUUUUACUGCCAUCACAUGAACUCGGGCACCAAACCUGUUGCCUUGAGCACCCAUGGCAAGCCCACCAAAACUGGAGGACAAGCAACUCCUUUGUACUCACGAGGACAAAGUCUUGUGUACAAUGCAACAGGAAAUUCUCAGUCCAGAGCAUUGGUGCCCAGCAUUGAAUACUCAAAAGAUGUUUUUACAUUCUCAACUCUUCUCAACUCUGUUGCUAAAACUAAUGCUGAGAACCUCAAAGUUGAUGCUACCAAAAAGUACCAAAAUGGUUGCUUCUCAAGACCAUGCAAGUCUUUACCAACAUCCCCUCUGAGCUGCACUGACGCUCUGAGGGUUGCCCUCACUGCCCUCUACAGCGCCCCUCUUGUGGACCUCACUGGAGUUGGUGAAGGAUUUACAGUGCAGAGAUGCGGUGCAGAGGAGGCGGGCACAGCACACUGCAUACUUGAGUGUGCUGCACACUUCCUGGUGCUGCUGCCGUCUGUGCAGCACACCUUGCAGCACGCGGUCACCUUCAGUCCGGACAAGAUUCCUGGAGCAGAUGGAGCAGGUCUGCUGGUUUUGUACCACCUGCUAACCAUCUGUCAUGCUCUACACGAGCGCCAUCUCCCACUGGGUGACGUGAAACUCAGUCACCUGUGGGUGGACAACUGCUACAACCUCACCCUGUCACCCACUGCCCCACUGUCCGCUCUUCUCCCACCAAGCUAUGGGAGACCAAAGCUUACCAUACCAAAAAUAAAUGCUACAAAUAAGGAGAAAAAAUUACCAAAAAACUUGAAUUUAUCCCAAAAAUCUACGUUUCCGAAUAAUUCUUCGCUGGAAAAAAUUCCCUGCGUGGGGAUGAAUUCUUGCAAAGGUAGAAAAUCUUCUGAAGUGGAGGAGUUUGAUGAGGGAAAUGCACUGCAUCAAGAGGGAAGAAAUGAUAAUUCAGAAAUUAUACAAGCUGAGGGUCAGGGCAUGGCAGUAAUUGGGGUUGAGGCUAAAACACAGCCUGAUGUUCUCAACCCAACUACAACCCCAGUGCCUGGGACCAAAUAUAGUUCAAGUCAUGGGUUGAAACCUUCAGAUUCUUCAAGUGAUACUCUGAGUUGUGAGAGCGGAGGAUAUUUGGAGCAUGGAGAGGGACCGGAGUCAGGAGAAGGUCCCCAAGAGGAGUCAAGGGGACAUUAUAACUCCAUUCUGGAGGCCCAAGGGGAAGAUGGGGGAGAGGGGAACGAGCCCCGCGUUGUGGCCUUCCUCAGGCUGGUUAAAGACCCGACUGCUUGCCAGCUCCUGCAACAGGUGCACCGGCGUCUCAGUAACCUGGACUACCUGCUGUGUUUGGCUUACUUCGCUGGUCGCGAGUUUGGUUCCCCCAGACAUCACCCGACGCUGCCCUGGGUCAUCGACUUCACCCAGCGCAGGGGUGCACUGAGGGACCUCACCAAAACCAAAUUCAGACUCACGCGCGGGGACCAACAACUGGACCACACCUACCGCCUCCCCUGCCCCACAGACCCACACAAACUGGUGGGUUGUGGUCCACAAACUGAGUCGCGGUUACCGUCACUGGAUUCUGAAGCCACUGGAUCCAGUGGCCGGAAUCCUCGGGAUGCUUCCACUGACCUGCAGAGAUCCACUGAUCCGCUGACCACUCCAAUCCAGCGGAAGAUCAGCAGGUCCAACCCUUCCGAGGGGCUGAAUUCUUCAACCACGAUCAACCUCCCCAAGAACUACAACCCAUUAACCGCACUCAACCAGGUUGAAAUGCUCUACAACUUCACCCUGAAAACCGCCGCUGAAAUCCCGAGUGUUGAUAACCAACCCCGGGUUGAAAAAAAUCAGUCAUCGGUUGCGUGGCGUAACCGUAAGAGCAGGGAUAUGGUUGCCAUCGGUUGUGUUGUGGUUGAGAUGUUUGCGUCAAACCGCUGCCGAGGUUUGGGACCCAACGCUUGUUUGAGUGAACGCUACGCCUUCUGCAGGUGGUUGGUGGCUAACGCUGGGGCGUUAGAGCUGCCGAGGUGCCUGCGUUAUACGUUGCUCGAGGUGUUCCAGGUAACGCCGGGGGGAAUACGUCACCUUAAAUCCCCCUGGGGAGUCAACCACGUCAUAAGGUCUUGUGAACGCGGGGUUGGACAACCCGAUGGGUAUUUUAAACCUCGCACGAAACCCCAUGGGGAGAGAAACCACCUGGAAACUGCCUUCAAUCGGCACCACCCACGACCACCUGGGGAUGAUCCCCACAUGCAAGCACUUGGGGAUGUACACCACCGCGACUCCCCAUCCUCAGAGGACGCGUUAUCCUAUCCCCCAGUCAGUGGUUCCUCAGGCCUCCCCCCUCCAAGUCCCCAGUUACUCCUACAGCCUCUAGUGGACCUCUUCCCCUUCCCCCUUUAUUACCCCAAGGUCGGGGAAUUCCUGCGACAGCUGCACAGAUACACCCUCGCCCUGGGGAAACUAGAAAUAUUCCCCAAAGAUCCCCAAGGGAAACAGAAGCUGGCAGAGGCCCGAGUGUCGUACGCUGCCCGCGAGUCCAGCAAACUGCUGGCAGUGUUGCCAGCAGAGGGGCUGUCCCUGACACUGCCAGCGUUCCUGGAACUUUAUUCCUGUCCCUUGACGGCUGUCAGCUGCGCCUGGCACCUGACAGGGGCGCUGGCAGAGGUGCUGGGUCCUGUCAGUGCCAGACAGCAUCUCCUGCCACUGCUGGUACGGCUCUUCGAGGCAGAGGUCAUCACCGACAAGUACCUUAAGCUGUACCAUCGUACCUUCCUCCUGCAGCUCAUAGUCAGGCUGGGGCUGAGGAGCUUCCUGGGGAGCCUGGUGAUGGCCCUCAUAGAGGGGGUGGGGGGCGGCAAGACCUUGGGGGGCAGGGGGGGCCACACCCCCGACACAUCCACACGCAAACACUCCGCUACACUCAGGAGCGUCGAGCUGAGCCCUCAACCCGCCAACCCCACGGAGAGGGUUCACUCCUCCCCCCGCCUCGGGGUCGCUGAUGACCCCAACCCCGCUGGGGAUGUUCUAGAGCCCCCAGCUCCUGGGGAUGUGAAGGAACCCCACGACCAGCGCUCCCCUAUUUAUAACCCCUAUUCCACCCCUAUUGAAGGGGUGGAAGCCGAAGCAGAAAUGUUCGACUUUGAAGAGCCGGGCGGUCUGUCUACGAACAGCGUACAUGCCUCUGUCAGGUCUCCGCCGGUGUCAGACUCAGUCUCCCUGGACGACGUGUCCUUGCUGGACGCGGUGGGGUCAAUGGGAGGGGAUGACGGGGGGCGCAGGGUCCCCCCCAACAGCGGGGGCUCUCACUCCGACGAAGAGACCACGGACGACGAGCGUAAAAGAUUCAGUUUCUCGUCGUGCCCAAGUCGGGCCGACGACACGGACCCCGAUACCCCGACUCCGAAACCCGACACCCCGACCCCGAAACCCGACACCCCGACCCCGAAAGUUCACACCCCGACCCCGAAGCUGGAUGCUUUCGACGAGACUCGCCCAGACGGCGCACGUCUGAGCGCUGCCGAGCAGAGACCUGACGAUGACGACGAGGCAGAGACGAGCGAAAUUGCGUCUCUGAAUUCACCUCGUAUUUUGUCUCCUAAUAUCCAUAUUCCCGGCCGGCCUAAAGCCGACUUUUCCGGCCCAGAAUUCUGCUCGAACUCGCUGCCGAAUAUGGGGCUAGGAACGAAAAUGUUCAACGUGGGACGUGGUGAACCGUCCAACGUCGUCCCUGAUGGCAUGUUUGGUGCCCAAGAAUCCAAGGAUUCUGAAGAAAUCAAUUCCUCAAGGCAAGCAUCCUCGAAUUCCAGUAUUCCAGACCGGGAAUCCGGAAGCGGAACAGACACAAGCUAUUCCCAGGACUGUUCCAUCGGCGACGUGUGUUCCGAAAGCGUCCUGUGGCUGGGCCACAGACUGGGCCCAGUCCUAACCUCGAAAUUCUUGGCCCGCAAUCUGCUCCGCAUGUUGACCCUCUGCUACCUGCCCUCCAACGGGGCCCUGGCCCCUGUACCCUGUGACCCCAGAGACAAACUCUCAGUGACGCGUAAAAGAAUCGCAGGCGACCGCACCAGCAGACGAGUUUUAGACUGUCUGUCUUCUCUCGCCUGUAUUUAUGGCGAAGAAGUAAUAAUGGUGCAAUAUAUCAGCCACGUCUGCGACUUCAUCGCAUCCUGUCGCAGAAAACUAACGACUACAUCUGAAGCAGGACUCAUAGGAUGCGCCGCCCUCCUUCAGCACCUGCUACCCUUCAUCAGCGACAGCUCCUUCAUGCGAUGCCUGCAGGAUACCCUCAUCAAGGAUGCCCUGUAUCCCCUCAUCAGGCUGCUCGCCUCUACGAGGGUCAACUUUCCCAGCGGGGCGGCCGUGAGAGGAGCCAUCGCGUACAGGGUUGUUGAUAUCAUCUUCAUCAUGGCGCUGAGGGUAGGCCGCGAGAUGAGCAAGAAGCUGCUGAUGCGCAGCAUAGUGCGUCUCCUGAGCGCCUUCGACAGAGUCUACGCGCCCACAUCGUCGUGCCACGUCCGCAACUCAAGUCCUAAUGAACCGCACGUCCACAACCCUAGUGACCUGGGCACGAGGGAUAUGAACCCUGUGAACCCGUCACAAUCUUUGAACCCGUCACAAUCUUUGAACCCUGAAGAGAACAGUGCAAAGGAUUUUACUAACGAUGAGGGUGAGAAGAGGUCUCCUAAUACCGUCAGAGUCGAAGAAAAUGUCGGGGAUAUUUCGGAAACGAAAAUCCCGAAUUCCCCCGCAACGGACGACACGGAAAUGGUGAGGAACCGAGCUCUGAAGGAACUCAGGGAGAUCCUAACCCCAGAACUGGCCUACCUCUCCUACUACCCCCUAUGCAGGUACCUAGGGGCACGCGCCCUCGAGAACUGCCUGCCUAACCACGAACUCCUUCGUUCCUUGUGCAUACAGCACGACGAGAUCCUACAGGAUAACCACGCCCACUGCAUCACCAUGGACAACUUGGACGCAUCUUGCGCACGGGCAAGUGGCUACAAUAGUAGUGCAGACCUGAGCUUCUCUUCCACUCUCAGUGGUGUAACUAGUGGCAGUUCCCUGAGCCCUCGAUCGUCGUUUACAGUCACUAACGUCACUGGCAACCGUAUUGAUAUUAGUGACACGGCGUCACUGAAUGACAGCGACGUAUCGUCUCAAAUAUACCCGCAGUCAAUAGGCUUCCUGGAAAGCAUUGACAUUUCCAGCUACAUGUCCACGAACAUGAAGAACAACACGAAGCGACAUCUGCGUGGUAAUUGGCUGGCAUAUUGGAACCACGAAAUCGGGCGUUCAGACCACGAUACUUUGUUUAACUUUAACCACAUCAAACUUCAGUCUUUCGUGGGCCAUACCAACAGCAUCAAAGGCUUACACGUUCUCGACAAUGAGAAUUCAUUCAUGUCGUGCAGUAAAGACAAAACCGUGAGGCUGUGGUCACUGCGCAGUGAAGGCGAUGGCACGGCGCAGUGCCCUCCGCAGUUCACGUACACGGGACACAAGAAGUCCGUGUUCGGGAUCACGUUUUGUGAGCGUCAUCGUCUAGCCGCAUCCUGCGACUCUACCGUGCACGUCUGGGACCCGUUUGUAGGCGCAAUGGUGCGUCAACUUGACUCACUUCGUCAUAGUCCUGUGACUGUUCUUGCUAGCGUCGCCCCGCCGUCCAGUGAACUUUUGGCCGCGACCACCGACGCCACAUUGCGGGUCUUGGACCUGAGGGCCCGGGACUACACGCACCACUACCGCGUCACCGCUACCAGCGCAGGUCUUGUGCGCUGCGUGGUUUGCAGUGACGAUGGGACGAUGGUAUGCGUGGCCCACUCGUCUGGUAUCGUCACGGUUCUGGAUUUGAGAACCGGGCACUUGCUUGCCACUUGGAAGCCUCACGAAGGCGAAGUUCUGUGCUGUCGGUGGUACAAAAACCGGACGUUUUUAAGCUCCGCUUUGGACCAAACCGUCGCGGUUUGGAACGUCAACGACAGCGGCAGUAAAUUUACGCUUAAAGGUCCCACUGAACCCGUACACCUGCUGCAGCUGUACCAGGACCAGGUCAUCAGUGCUACCACCGCCAACCGCAUCGGGCACCACCCCUGCGUGGGGGCGGACGCCCCCUACACGAGUUCCAGACUCAGGACCGAGGCGCUGAAGGGAGUGGUGACCGCUAUGGAGCUGCUGCCGCUCAACAGGAUGCUGCUGCUGGGCAGCGACUCGGGGUGUCUCAGGCUGCUAUGUUAGCCCAACACACUAAAAUAUCAAUGGGGCAUUUUGUUCAAAAUACGACACACAUUCCUACCCACUGUGCAAGCAGAUAGGUCACAUUGUCCAAAUUGUGACAUACUUUCUCACCCACAGCAGCAGCUGGAAGGACGUAGCACCAAUACGCUCCUUUGCCGGUCCAAACUGUGUCAAGAUGACCUACGCAAGGGGCGUAAAGUGCUUCGUUUAAGGGAAAAGUCUCGCUCAUUUCUCUCCGUGUAGCUUCAUGUAUGUAUUUAAGAAUAUCACAGCCUUUAAAAUAGCCUGAGAUGACGGGCAACUUGCCUUCCCCUCGUCGCCAUUGCGGAUCUGGAAAUAAAGUUUGUUGAUUUUUAGCGCAUCUUCUCAUUUAUGGGAAAAAUGCACUAUUGU
Messenger RNA from Hyalella azteca, 6939 nucleotides. RefSeq names its product WD repeat-containing protein 81 (gene Wdr81). The record is from RefSeq and is a predicted model, not a curated record. Gene Ontology annotation, molecular function: phosphatidylinositol 3-kinase regulator activity; protein binding. Gene Ontology annotation, cellular component: mitochondrion. Gene Ontology annotation, biological process: aggrephagy. NCBI's taxonomy places the organism in Eukaryota, Metazoa, Arthropoda, Malacostraca, Amphipoda, Hyalellidae.